CACGAGGGCGGAGCUUUCAGCGUUUGAUGGUGUUCAGUCGGACGCCGAGCCGUUUCCCCAUCUUCAAGCAAACUCUCGUUAGCGCUCAUCUUUGACUCAUUCCACUCCAUCAGUUCGAUUCCUCGGGGAUUCCUUCAGCACACAGAUGAAGGUGGAGGAGCGACGGGACGGUGGCGAGGCUUCAUCAGACUGCUAUGGCGGCGCCGGUCGCUCCAAAUCCGCCGAGCGCUGCAUGUCACGGCUGCUGAGCGCGGUGGAGAGCGAACUGCAGGCCGGGCGGGAGAAGGGCGACCCGACAGAGAGGGGGCUGCAAGUGACACUAGAGGACGCUGAGCUGUGGAGGAAGUUCCAGCAAAUCACCAACGAGAUGAUUGUCACCAAGAAUGGGCGGCGCAUGUUUCCCGUCCUGAAGGUCAGCGUGUCAGGUCUCGACCCGAGUUCCAUGUAUUCAUUUCUGCUGGACUUCAUGCCUGCGGAUGGCUGUCGGUGGAAGUUUGUCAACGGUGAAUGGGUGCCGGCAGGCCGAGCGGAGGUGCGCAACGAGGGCCGCAGCCACGGCGGCAUCUACAUCCACCCGGACUCGCCCAACUUUGGAGCUCACUGGAUGAAAGCGGCCGUGACUUUCAACAGGGUCAAACUGACAAACAAGGUCAACGGAGAAGGACAGAUCAUGCUCAACUCGCUUCAUAAGUACCAGCCUCAUCUCCACAUUGUGUGCGUGGGCUCUCAACAUCGUCUGGUGUCCAACGUUUCCUUCGUGGAGACUCAGUUUAUCGCCGUCACCGCCUACCAGAAUGAUGAGAUCACAGCUCUGAAGAUCAAAUAUAAUCCUUUCGCCAAAGCCUUCCUGGACGCCAAAGACAGGAACCCAGGCCGACCGGGUUUAGCUGAGCCAGCAGAGGGUCGUGUUGGGGUUCCACCAUGUUGGUCUCUGUGCUCACCAGCUGGAGGUGGGAACUUCUCUUGCGGCAGCAGCCUUUCGCUCAUGUCACAGCAUGGAUACAGGCGCCAUGGUUAUGCUGGGCGACACGCCCCCUACCCCUCCCCUUACCUGCCGCACCGCUCACACCAACCAGGUGUUCAGAUGUUAUCAGACGGAUGGAGCCCCUCCUCCUCGUAUCCCCUGACCAACAACGCCCCAUCAUCACAGCCUCCUCCUCCUCCUCACAGCCCCAGCCGGUAUCCCUGUCUAUGGACGCUUGGCUGCGGUGAGAUAAGCCCCUCCCAUUCGCCAUGCCCCCUUUUCCAAGGACCGGUCUGCAGCGAGAACCUCAUGCAGCCUCACAGUAGUACUCGAGUGGAUGGUGCAGGGUGGGCUCCUGGCCCCACCCAUUCUUUCUAAGAAGGCACAUCAUUGGCCGAAUGGGAUUCAGCUAUGAGUGGCUAUUGAUUAUUUAUGAAAAUAGGGUGUUCCCUCUAUCAUGGUUUGUCAAAAAUAUAUUCAUUGAUAAAUCAUGUUGGCUACGGCCUACUAGUAAAAACAAUAUAUGCAGAUUUAAGCACGUUUUACGGAUUUUCUUUGGUCAAAAUUAAGCAUUUUCAAGCAAAACAAUGGCUAAAAGUCAUGUUGUGUUUAUGUUAUGAUAAAUCACCAUUUUGAUGAUUAUAUCUAUGAUCAUUAUUGUAGUUGUAAAACACCAUUAUGUCACUAUAUGAUUACAUUCAUUUAGACUUCUGUUUGUGUUGGAAAAAAACAACAUACCUGGAAAACAGGAAGCGAACAAAGAACAGAUUAGUAAGAGAUUGUAAAAGUAACAGACGGGGGGACGGGGGGCGGAGGGGGGCCGGGGGUAGGAUUUAAUUAGCUUAAUCAUAAUAACAACACACGCUGCUGUUGCAGCUGUAACCCAUGCCAAGCUAAAACUCAACUCUAAACCCCAACGUCACUUCCUGUCCUCCACACGUGGGGAACACAUUUACUGUGACACAAAAGAGGACAGGUUUUAUUUAAAUAGCUUAUUUUUUCUGAUUAUGUUCACUACAUUGAGUAAUAAGUGUAUAAAAGUGACUUUUUACAUGUCUAGAGGGCUCUAAUAAUGUUAAAAAAACGUAUUUAGAAGGUUAAAAACAAACAGGUUUUGUAUGCUCCUAGCUACGGGAAUGUUACAUUUAUAAGGAAUCCUAGUUUCCAGAAAUUCACUUAUCACAGUCCAGUGUGGUGUGGAAUGAAGCGCAAUAAACGAGGGAUUACUGUAUAUUGUAUAUUGCAUACACUCUGGACCAAUUUUGACAGUUUAGUGCUGUCCCAAAUUGACUACUAUUGUUGCACACUUUCCAGAAAUGACAAUCACGAUGUUUGUCCACUUCUUCAUUGUCUACUACUCAGCACUACAACAGGAUAUACAUGACCACAUUUAGUCGCUUCUAUUCAUGACUUUCCCGCUGUUCCUCGGCUUCCUCGGCUUACUGAGCCAACUAUUGAGUUAAAGUGUCCAGCAUUUUGGCCAUUUAUGUGCAACAUCCGGGUACGGCCUGUGCACUGCACCGCCGGAAGUGCGCCAAUUGAGACAAAGCCCUUAAAGCUUUUCAGGAGUCAUGUUGGUAUUUCAAGGGUAGAGUUUGAGCGCCACUUGCUGGUAAUAUUGGUGAUACCUAAGUGCAUUUGUGUGGCUUUCUAUCGUGAUGUUCCACCUUUGUUUUUUGUGGUGAAACCAGUUUUCAUGUGUUCCUUUGUGAAAUAGA
Molecule: messenger RNA, 2682 nt
Organism: Doryrhamphus excisus (bluestripe pipefish)
Lineage: Eukaryota; Metazoa; Chordata; Actinopteri; Syngnathiformes; Syngnathidae
Product: T-box transcription factor T
Biological process (GO): heart morphogenesis; positive regulation of DNA-templated transcription; regulation of transcription by RNA polymerase II
Cellular component (GO): chromatin; nucleus
Molecular function (GO): DNA-binding transcription factor activity, RNA polymerase II-specific; RNA polymerase II cis-regulatory region sequence-specific DNA binding
Source: RefSeq, a predicted model, not a curated record